UGGUGCUGUCGGUGUUCGUCAUGCUGCUGCUGACCAUCCUCUUUGAACUGCUUAAAGCCUGGAGGCUGUGGCUGAGGAGCGGCGUUCCGCUCCAUCAGCCUGCCGACGCCGUCGCCUCCAGUCUCAGUGAGCGCUCCUCUGGGUUAGAAACCAGCCCCUCUGAGAGCUCACUGACCCCCAUCGAGUCCCGGCUUCGGACCACAAACAAAUGGACGCUGCAUGUCCUCCAGACGGUCCUCCACAUGCUGCAGGUGACCCUGGGCUACAUGCUGAUGCUCUGCGUCAUGUCCUACAACUCUUGGAUCUUCAUCGGGGUCGUCGUGGGCGCUGCCCUCGGCUAUUUUAUCUCAUUUCCUCUCGUAGAACGUAUGUCCUGCUACGGCUCGCUCAAAGAGUGACGGGAAGACAUGAGCAGAAGUUUUUAUUUAGCUAAAAAGGCUCGCGUGGAAAAUGAGCUGUAGGAGAGAAACCUGUGCGUGUGUGUAGGGUUUAGUUUAUAUAAACUUCAUUUCCUACACUUUUACAACUCAUGCCUUCAGUAAUGUUUUAACAACAAAUGUUGCUCAAAAGUGUGUUUUUGCUGCUUAAAAAUGAGCAUUUUCUGUUCUGAAAGUGGGAAUAAUUCUUAAAUCUAAAAGCUAAUUUGCACUCAGAUUUCCUGUCAGAUGUUGAAACUGAUGAGUCGUUCUUUUUUCCAUCGGGAGACGUGUUCCUGCUUUUAUCAGCUGACGCCAAUAAAAUGUUUGCUUAAAAAAACACUAAGAACAUCUGAUCGUGACGCAACAUUUCUGUGCUUUUGUGACAAAAUAAAGAACAAAAGCUGUUGAAAUCGUUUUAUUUCAUUCUCAAAUACAGUUUGUUGUUUUUGUAGGAGGAAAGGUCUACGGUUUGUUUUGCUGCACAACAAUAAAUAAAAGAAAACAGUGAUCUUGAGUUUAAA
Molecule: messenger RNA, 940 nt
Organism: Nothobranchius furzeri (turquoise killifish)
Lineage: Eukaryota; Metazoa; Chordata; Actinopteri; Cyprinodontiformes; Nothobranchiidae
Source: RefSeq, a predicted model, not a curated record